CAUGCAUGCUUGUUAAAAUCCAAUCCAACCCAAAAAUAGAAGAAAUCAAUAGACUCUUAAGACUUCUUUGACAACUUGUUUAGUGAAGGAGAAGGAAAUAUACAAAAUUGUGAGUGUGUUGGGUAGAAAGGAAAUAGAAAGCAAGUUGUGGCAUACAGCAACUGCAUUUCAAUUUCCUUAUCGUUGCUCUCCAAUACUAAAAACAGCAAGUUGUGGGGGCGUUGCUUGAAAAAAUAGUAAAGCACAAAAACUACGUACGUUGCUCAACGUUGUUAGUAGUUUGAUACUUUCAAGAGAAAUAAUGACAAAUGAUAUUAUUCGGGGUCUGAUCACAAAAGUAAUCUGGAAUGUAUUGGAACUCAGAUGCGUGGUUUUAUUGAGUUUCUUCUUGCAAGUAUUCCUUAUAUUUUUUGGCAACAGAAGAAAGUACAUAGCCAAUACAUGGCUACAUGUCUGUGUCUGGUUGACCUAUCUGUUGGCAGAUUUGGUUGCUACCUUUGCGCUGGGCAAGCUUUCCAGAGACAUAAAUCCUUCAACAGACCCCAAUUUCGUAAUCUGGGUACCCUUCCUUCUUGUGCAUCUCGGUGGCCCUGACACAAUCACUGCCUACGGCCUCGAGGAUAAUGAGCUAUGGCUACGACACUUGCUUGGGUUAUUCUCCCAGCUUGCAGUAGCAAGUUAUGUUGUUUACAGUUCAUGGAAUGGCAACAACCUUAACUAUGUUACCAUUCCAGUUAUGGUGGUAGGAAUAAUCAAAUAUGGUGAGAGGACUUGGUCCUUGUGGUUGGGAAGCAGCAAGAAGUUCAGAAAAUCCAUUCUCCCUCCUCCAGACGCUGGACCAAAUUAUGCCAAAUUCAUGGAUAACUACACUGCAAAAGAAGCUGAAGGAUAUAAAGUUGAAUUGAAGGGGGAAUGGGAAUCUACGUCCAUACUAUUGGAUCACCCACCAGGGACAAUAGCAAAUGAAAGUGUACCAGAUGCUUUGCUUUUACAGGAUGGAUUCUAUUUCCUUGAAAUUUUCGAGUGCCUAUUUGCAGAUCUCAUCCUUAGCAUUCAAGACCACCGAAGCAGCCAACAUUUCUUUCAGAACAGAUCAUGGGAACAUGCGUAUAAAGUAAUUGAGGUUGAGCUUGGAUUGAUGUAUGAUAAGCUAUAUACAAAGGCAGUGGUAACAUACUCUCGCCCCCUUGGCCUUGUCCUCAAAUUUGUGACCUUUUCCUGCACCCUCUUUGCAUUUAUUGCAUUUUAUUGUCUGAUAGAUAAAGCACACAUAGAUUAUGACCAAAUUAUUACUUUGGUGCUUUUCGCUGGGGCUAUUUUUCUUGAGAUAUACGCGGUCAUUGUUUUACUUUGUUCAAGUCAGACCAUGCAUUGGUUAAGCAGCAAGCAUAAGAGUAGGAAAGUGGAUCUUCUCUACAAGGCCAUCGCAUGUUUUCAAAGGUGUUUUCAACUCUCUCACACUAAGAGGUGGUCUAAUCUUAUGACACAAUUCAAUCUCAUUAGUUUCUGCUUGAAAGAUGAGCCAGUCAAAUGCAUCAACGUCCAGAAAUUUCUUGGCGUCUAUGAGUUUUUCGAGAAGUCUUACUACCAACACACACAUGCUGUCCAGGAGGAAUUAAAAAAACUCAUCUUUGAACAGAUUUUGGACAAGUCUUGGGAUGCAAAAGACACCAAAGCAUGUAAAACAUUAUGUGCUCUCAGGGGUGAUCGAGUUCUUCACAAACGGAAAUGCCGUUUCAUUGACUGGAGCACUGAGGUAGAGUUCGAUCAAAGCCUUCUGCUUUGGCAUAUUGCUACUGAUCUUUGUUACUAUUCAGAUAAAUCAAAAUCAGAUGAAUCAGAUGAAUCAGAUGAAAAUUGUAUGUUAUGGCUUUGGCAUAUUGCUACAGAUCUUUGCUGUGAAUCAGAAUCAGAUGAAUCAGAGGCAAAUUGUGCUGCCUGGCUCCAAAAUUAUAAAAUAAGCAAAUUCUUGUCAGAUUAUAUGUUAUAUCUUCUUGUGGAAUGUCCUUUUAUGUUGCCCAACGGAAUAGGGCAGAUCAGAUUUGAGGACACGUGUGCGGAGGCCAGUGAAAUUUUGCAAGAAAGGAAGUACAUUUCACAAAGAGAUAAAGUUUGCCAAGUGAUACUUCGAGUGAAUACAGAUGUUCUACCAUCAAAGGUUAAAGGAGAUAGAAGCAAGUCUGUGCUCUUUGAUGCACGUAGGCUUGCUAAAUCGUUACAGUCUUUAGAAACGAAAAGGAAUUGGUCGAAAGAAGAGAAAUGGGAAAUGAUAAGUCAUGUUUGGGUGGAGAUGCUGUGUUAUGCAGCAAGCCAGUGUAGAGGGCUUCAUCAUGCCAAGCAGCUAAGCCGAGGAGGUGAGUUGCUCACACAUGUCUGGCUGUUAAUGGCUCAUUUGGGUAUAACUGAACAGUUUCAGAUUUCACAAGGUCACGCAAGGGCAAAGUUGAUUGUGAGCUAAAGUUGUAUUGGUGAAUAUGUAUGGUUGAAGUUUUUGUCACUUCCAUUAUUGUGCUCACUUUAGAUUUCCUAUGCCUUUCCUCUAACUCAAAACAUUUUUUAAAUCCAGUGUGUUUCAAGGUCUUAAAAGACGGUCUUGAGGUUUUUGUGGCGUGUCCAGACUACAUGAUCGAGUUGUGUUCUAAUAAUAUAAUAGUUUGUACUCUUUGUGCUUAAUUUAUUCAACAAUGAUGGUACUGUAUAAUGACGCACAAUAUUUUCCAGUAGUGUGCUUUAGCUUGUACUUUGUGUUCAGCUUCAUCCCGCAUGACACUGUAUAAUGGUGCAAUAAUUAUUGAUUUGUGACUGCAUGCUUUGACUGUUGGAGGUUUUGAGCUUAUUAAACCUCUCAUGAAA
This is a messenger RNA of Glycine soja, 2853 nucleotides long. RefSeq lists its product as uncharacterized. NCBI's taxonomy places the organism in Eukaryota, Viridiplantae, Streptophyta, Magnoliopsida, Fabales, Fabaceae. The coding region runs from base 302 to 2458 and encodes 718 amino acids. The record is from RefSeq and is a predicted model, not a curated record. The transcript is spliced from 2 exons.